Cuscuta campestris is the source of this 1348-nucleotide messenger RNA. Lineage: Eukaryota; Viridiplantae; Streptophyta; Magnoliopsida; Solanales; Convolvulaceae. The record is from the annotation of a GenBank genome assembly.
CACGCAAGAAAGGAAGAACUAGCGACAUUCUUCUUCGUCAAACGGAAGAAAAAAACUAGCGUAACUCCUCCAACGUCUCUCCUCCUACGCUCCUCAUUCAAUUCAGCAACGGAAAUAAUUUUUCAACGGGAAAUAGCGCUCCUUGCUGCUAUAAAUGGGCGACAUACAUCAAGUGACAAAGAGGGAGGGGAACCAGCGGAGAGAACGACCAGAGAGCCGUGGCCUAGCCGUGGUGGCGGACGGCCGGCAGACGCAAACUGGCGGUCGCAGCAGUCCCAGUGAGCGGUCGGAAGCCUCCACCACAGUUCCAAUUCUUCAAUUUCAUCUUCUUCGGUAACCCUAUAUUUGUCAAUUUCUUUUUCUUCUCCAAUUUCUUUGUAAAAGUGUUGUUUGAAUUCAUUUUUACAUUUUUGCUUGUUUGUUUGUGUUAAUUUUAAAAUUCUAAAAUGGUUGGUGUUCUUUUAUGGGUUUUUUAUAUAUUAAAUCCCUUAUGAAUGAAAAUUGAUUCUUACUAGUUUCUUCAAUUUUUGCGCAAAUUGAUGUUAAAUUGGUUGAAUUAUAAAUUUGAUUUCAUAAGUAGGUUGAUUAAAAUUUUUAUGCUUAAGUUAUUCGAGGAGACCUGCAAAAUAUUUUCAUCAUUAGACGUUAAAGUUUAUUAAAGUGUAUCAAAUGUUCUUCAUGAAUACUUUGUGCAUGGGAGUUAGAAUGAAAGAAAGAUUCGCUCUUUUAUAAACUUUUUCAUCUUUUGGAAUCAUUGUUUGAGAGCUUGAGGCUCUUGGACUUCGGGCUAUCUCCAUUCCUUUAGAUUCCCUCGAACGGACUUCAAAUCUUUUAUCUUCUAACCACCACGUGAGAAAAGAAUCCUCGGUUGAGAAUGAGUAACGCAUCGACGCACGCUCAUGACAACACCCAACACCUGGGUGACGACCACAACGAUGCCGAGACGGAGGCGUCUAGCUUCAUGCCUCAGCAGAAUGCUGGGCAGCCCAAUGUACCACUGAACGCAGGAAAUAAUCAGAACUUUGGGAACCCGCCCGAGAACGUCAUGCCGGCUUUCAUGGCUCAAUUCUUGCAGCAGAUGGCGAAUGCACCGAUGUUUCAGCAGCCUCAGCCACCUCAGUGACACAUCACCUUCAAAACGUUGAAGGACAACGGAGUAGAGGAGUUCCUUAGGGACCGGGUGGCUGAACCCCAAGUGGCCCUCGACUGGAUAGAUCAGGUGGCAAGAGUGCUCAAUGACCAGGAUGUGCCGGUUGCAGAUCAUCCAUGAUUGGCAGCUCAGUUGCUCCGCAAGGGAGCAUAUUGUUGGAACACACUUUGUAAGUUAAACUAAAGUCGUGUUCAUUUC